Molecule: messenger RNA, 2294 nt
Organism: Sardina pilchardus (European sardine)
Lineage: Eukaryota; Metazoa; Chordata; Actinopteri; Clupeiformes; Clupeidae
Gene: noc2l
Product: NOC2-like nucleolar associated transcriptional repressor
Exons: 19
Coding region: 33-2294 (753 amino acids)
Biological process (GO): negative regulation of transcription by RNA polymerase II; ribosomal large subunit biogenesis
Cellular component (GO): Noc1p-Noc2p complex; Noc2p-Noc3p complex; nucleoplasm
Molecular function (GO): histone binding; transcription corepressor activity
Source: RefSeq, a predicted model, not a curated record
UAUUCGUAUUGUAGGCACGUUUUCUAUCCAGCAUGGCAAGCAAGCAAAAGAGGAAGUUGAAAGACUUGUCCGUGGAUGAGUUCCUGGUGUCUGGCUUUGAUUCAGACGGAGACGACUCUGAUUCGGAUGGAGAAGAGGAUAUCCAACAGAAUGGCAAGAAGAAGAAAACUGACCCUAAACCUGACCCUACUGACACGAUCUCCAAGAAGAAAGGCAAGGCGACUGAACACAAGGACCAGUUGGCUAGGCUUCAGGCAAAGGAUCCAGAAUUCUACAAGUUCUUGAAGGCCAAUGACCAGAAGCUGCUGAACUUUGACGACUCAGACAGCUCGGAGGAUGAGGAUGAGGAGAAGUAUCACACCCUACCCUCUGAGCUAGAGGAGGCUAAUUCUGAUGAGGAAGAAGAUGUACCUGCCAAGUCGAAGAAAGCUGAAUCCAUCCCAGUCACAGAGAAGAUGAUUACUGAGUGGAAAGCGGCUCUGAGAGCUGAACCCUCCCAGCGACUCUUCAGAGAAGUCACUCAGGCGUUCAAGGGCGCUGUAGCAACAACGAAAGGCGAGAGUGAUGAGCAGUGCCGAUAUGCUGUGUCCGAUAGUGCAGUGUUCAAUUCGCUGGUGCUGUUCUGCAUAAGAGAUAUUCCAGGGGCUUUGCAGAGGAUGCUUGACCUCAAGUCACUUGAGAAACAAGACCAGAAGAAACUGAUAUUACCAUCAUCUAGUAAGAGGUGGCAGAAGAACAUGCUUGACAUCAAAAUGUAUCUUAGUGGUCUUCUUCAGCUCUUGUCCAGCCUGACUCAGGCGACAGUGAUUGCCGCUGUUCUCCGACACAUUCACCAGAUGGUGCCCUACUACCUGUGUCUGGCCAAACAGUGCCGAUUCUUGCUGAAGCACCUGGUGAAGCAGUGGAGCACAGGAGAGGAGACCGUCAGGGUUCUGGCCUUCCUGGCCCUCAGCAAGAUCUGCCGUCACAAGCAGGAUCUCUACCUCACCGUCGUCCUAAAGCAAAUGUACAUCGCCUACGUGCAGAACUGCAAGUUCACCUCCCCCACCAUCCUGCCCCUGAUCAGCUUCAUGCAGCGCACCCUGACCGAGAUGUACGCGCUGGACACGCAAGUGUCCUACCAGCACGGCUUCAUCUACAUCCGUCAGCUGGCCAUCCACCUCAGGAAUGCCAUGACUAUGAAGAAGAAGGAGACGUACCAGUCGGUGUAUAACUGGCAGUACGUGCACUGCCUGCACCUGUGGUGCCGUGUGCUGAGCUCCCUCCACCCCAGCGACAUCCUGGAGCCCCUCAUCUACCCACUGUGCCAGGUCAUCGUGGGCUGCAUCAAACUGGUGCCCAUCGCCCGCUACUACCCGCUGCGGCUGCACUGCGUGCGCGCCCUCACCCUCCUGUCCUCCAGCACCAGGACCUUUGUGCCCGUGCUGCCCUUCCUGCUGGAGAUCCUCCAGCAAGAAGACUUCAACAAGAAGCCAGGCCGCAUGAGCGUCAAGCCCAUCAACUUUGACGUGAUCUUGAAGCUGAGCAAGACCAACCUACAGGAGAAGGCCUUCAAUGACGGCCUGAUCGAGCAGAUCUACGACCUCAUGCUGGAGUACUUCCACACGCAGGCGUGCACCAUCGGCUUCCCUGAGCUGGCUCUCCCCACAGUCAUCCAGCUGAAGGCUUUCCUGAAGGAAUGCAAAGUGGCCAAUCACUGCAAGCCGAUCCGGCAGCUCCUGGAGAAGAUACAGGAGAACAGCAACCACAUCACGAGCAAGAGGCAGCGGGCCGCCUUCGCCGUGGCCGACGGCACCGCCGUGACUGCCUGGGAGAAGCAGACGCGAGAGGAAGGCACCCCCCUCACCAAGUACUACAUCCAGUGGAAGAAGCUCCGCGAGAAGGAGGUCCAGAUGGAGAUCUCCGGCAAGGAGAGGAUGAUGGACCUGAACCUGCCUGAGAUCAACCGCAAGCUGAUCAAGGAGAAGAAGAAGGACAAGAAGGAGUUCAAGGGCCUGUUCGAGUCGGACAGCGACGACGACGGGGCCGAGCCCGUGCUCAAAAUCAAAGAGAAAGCUGGGGAGGAAGAUUCAGAUCUCGAGGCCGAGCUGGAGGACCUGUCGGACAUGAGCGGCGAUGACGAUGACGACGAGUAUGCCGGAGAGGAAGACUCGGAGGAUGACGACGAUGACAAACCUUCAGGUCAGUGUUGUCCAUCACCCCUUUCAGUCAAACUGUCAAGCGUGGACCUGCAGGAGAUCGCCGAGGGAGACGAGGACGUGGUGGAGGACUUGGAGCUGUCCGACCAGGACUGA